Messenger RNA from Scophthalmus maximus (turbot), 663 nucleotides. RefSeq names its product guided entry of tail-anchored proteins factor 1 (gene get1). The record is from RefSeq and is a predicted model, not a curated record. The transcript is spliced from 5 exons. Gene Ontology annotation, biological process: tail-anchored membrane protein insertion into ER membrane. Bases 123 to 617 code for a protein of 164 amino acids. NCBI's taxonomy places the organism in Eukaryota, Metazoa, Chordata, Actinopteri, Pleuronectiformes, Scophthalmidae.
CUGUGAUGAAUAUGAAAUGUGACCUGUGAGCCGCUGCUCGUGUUUCGUUGUGUUUUUAGCUUCUGUUGACUAGCCUAGCCUAGCCUAGCCUAGCUUAGCUAAUGUUAGCUAAUAUUUAAUGGAUGCUACAUGGGCUUUCCGCGACAACCAACACACACGACGGGGGAAACAUUUUGUUCGGCAUCGUUGUUCAGCUGUCAAAGAUGGUGCAGAAGGACGCGGAGCAGGAGAGCGAGAUGAGGGCCGAGGUCCAGGACAUGAAGAAGGAGCAGGCCUCCAUCAGCAUGAUGGAUGAGUUUGCUCGAUACGCCAGGCUGGAGCGCAAAAUCAACAAGAUGACAGACAAGCUGAAGACACACGUGAAAUCCAGAACGGCACAACAAGCCAAAAUGAAAUGGGUCGUGAACAUCGUCUUCUACAUCCUGCAGGCUGCCCUGAUGAUCUCCUUGAUAUGGAAGUAUUACUCCGAUCCGGUGACGGUGGUCCCCAGUCGGUGGAUCGCCCCCGUGGAGCGUCUCGUGGCCUUCCCCACCGGAGUGGCAGGCGGAGUGGGAAUCACGUGCUGGUUGGUGGUUUGCAACAAAGUGGUGACACUCGGCCUCCAUGCCGUCAGCUAGAGAUUAAAACUGCGAUCGCUCACAUUAAACACAUUGUUUUCUUUAA